Molecule: messenger RNA, 927 nt
Organism: Aspergillus glaucus CBS 516.65
Lineage: Eukaryota; Fungi; Ascomycota; Eurotiomycetes; Eurotiales; Aspergillaceae
Exons: 1
Coding region: 167-523 (118 amino acids)
Source: RefSeq, a predicted model, not a curated record
CCUUGAUUGUUUGGUUCAGAGACGGGACUCGCUUCUGUACCAGUAUGCAUGCUAGACAACAUCUACGGAGUACCCCUCCAUACUCGUGCUCGUACUGCUAGUAUCUUUGUCCAACGACCCCUUUCCGCAAGUCCAUAAUAGUACAGCUGCUAUAUCCCGCGCGAAUAUGUACCCAUCGGAAUAUUCACCCACACCCGCACCUCAAACAGGUAAGCCGCCAGAAGAUUCUAGUCCAGCCACCAAGUGGACCACGUUAAAACCUUCCAGGCCUUCUAUGCGUCUUCCAGAAGCCUUCAGGGGGUUUUCCGUGUCCCUGGCUUGUCCUGCCCCGUGUGGAAUCUGCCCCUCCGUGCUGCGGUGCGGCGCUGUGCUCCAUAUUACUUACUACAUUACAGUUGCGCUAGGAUUUAGCACGGGGAAUAGCCUGGAUCAGAGGGUACAUGUUUUGUAUUGUUCUCAUGAAGAUCAGCUUCGGUUGGCUCAGUGUCGUGAUGAUCAGAUGACCGGGGGUGCCGUAGCGUAGCACAGGGUUAUUUUACCUUGCGCUACUGUGGUAGUCAUGUUAGUUAGAAGAGAAGGAUGAAAGAAAGAAAAGCGAUGAAGAAGCGGAGUGCCCGCCAAUAGGCGAUCAGUUUGAUCCCUUUUUCUUGCUCGCUACUUUUUGCGUUUCGGGGGUUUUAUGGAUUUGGGGAGGAUCUUCUGGUUAGGUGUGUUAAUCUUUUCGCAGAGCACGGAGUACGGUGUACGGUGUACUCCGGAGUAUUAACCGAAGGGAAUCAAUAUGGGUAAAGACCAUGCCGUACGAUCUCCCGGAUUGAUGUGUGGUCGGUGAGAGAUCUGGUGCUCAAUGCCAAAGUCGGGGGACAGUUCGAAGCACGAGUUGGCUGAAGGCAGAAUACAGAGUAGAGAUGUUUACAUUCCAGAUAU